Equus caballus (horse) is the source of this 5689-nucleotide messenger RNA. Lineage: Eukaryota; Metazoa; Chordata; Mammalia; Perissodactyla; Equidae. The record is from RefSeq and is a predicted model, not a curated record.
CCUCGCCGCUUCUCUCUAUCCGCAGCCAUCCGCCCUUCUUGUGAGCUAAGGCGCCCCGGGGACUGAGAGCUAAGGAGAGUUGGAGGCUUUACGAGGCCACCGGCUUCCUGCUUGGCCCUGGGAAGUGUGGCCUUGGGGCCUCCGGGCAAAGUGAGAUCUGCGAAAUGCCCGGUGAAGCCACAGAAACCGUCCCUGCUACAGAGCAGGAGUUGCCACAGCCCCAGGCUGAGACAGCUGUGCGUUCUCUGUCUUCAGCUUUGAGUGUCACUGCUGCCUUAGGGCAGCCUGACCCUGCCCUUCCCCCUCCAUCCUCCCUGGCCCCCCAACACUGCCCUCUGGCAACCCCUAACCAGCCUCCCCCCUUCCUUUCUCCCUCUGCUGUUGCCUCCACCCCUUUUGAAGCUCCUUUUCCCCAGUCAUCCUCUGGGAUAGCCCUGCCUUUGGGAUCUGCCCCUUCCCUCCCUGACACCCCAGCUUUCCUGCCAAACCUAAUGGGGCCUCCCAUCUCCCCAGCUGCCUUAGCUCUGGCCUCUCCCAUGAUUACUCCAACUCUGAAAGGUGCGCAUUCCUCUUCAGCUCCCUUGGCUCUUGUGGCCUUGGCUCCCCACUCAGUGCAGAAGAGUUAUCCACCUAAUCCUCUUAGUGCACCUCCUUCAGUUGCUGAGGCUCAGUCAGGGUCAGUGAGAUCUCUGCCAGCUCCCAUUGCCUCCCCAGAACCACAGGCCUCUCCUAUUCAAGCUCCCUCUGAAGUAGUCCCUGGUCCAAAAGGUACUCCCAUUCCUACAGGUAUAGUCAGUGCUGUUCCUUCCCAUUUUAUAACUCCAUUGGCCUCUGUUCAAUCUGGAGUAGCCUCGUGUCCUCAAACACUACCUCCCACUCCCCUAACCAUCACUUCCUCUCAGGUCAAAGGCAUCCCUGUUUCCUCAGCUCGGACUUCUCCACAAAACUCUCUAAGCCUCAGCCUAAAGGGACCACUUAGUCCACCUGCUGCCUUAUCUCUUCCAACUGAGACUAUUCCUGUGACUCCCAACGUUCCCCCAGUUUUCCUCACUUCUUUGGGCUCUAAUCUUGCACCUUUACAUCAGAGUUCUCUUGGUUCUCCUGCCCAGCCUUCAAGUCAAACAGGCUCUAAUGUUCUGUCAGAUCCUAUAGGGCAUACCAUUUCUGGAGAUCAUUCUUCUAUCGGGGUCUCUUACCCUUCUCAGAGGUCUGUAAUUCCUCCCCUUCCUUCCAGAAGUGAGGUGGUUCCUGCUGCUGUGGCUGAUUUUCCAACAGGGGCUCCAGCUCCCCCUCUGGCUCUGUCUGUUGACAAAGGCCCCUCUACCAUCACGUGCAUAGCUUCCUGCAGCCCUUCUGGCUCCUCACAUUUAGCUCCAUCUUCUCCAUUAUCUCCUACAGCCCCUCUCACUCUCAAAGGCUCUCCUAAUGCCACUCAUCAUCAGCCUUUGGUGGCCCAGUUUCCUGCUGCUUCUCCAGGGAGUCCAGGCUUGAAAGAAGCUCCUGUUUCUUCUGUUGGAACCACCCCACUUGUGAUGACUAACCUCUCUACAAUUUCUGCAACAUCUACUACCUUUGAGGUAGCUACUUGUGUGUCUCCAGUUUCAUCGGGUCCUAUAAGUAAGGAUUCAGCUUCCCCUCCUGUCUUGGGUAUGGCGCCUGUGGCUCCCGAAGAGCUUCCUACUCCUCAAGUAACAACCACUCUAGGGAUACCAGUCUCUCCUUUGCCAGCCUCUGAGGACCCCAAAAAUCUUUCUGCUUCAGUACUAGUAAAGUCUCCAACACAGCAAGAUCUCCAGACUGUACCUGCCUCUCCUGUAGGAGCCCCUGUUUCACCAGCCCAGGCAGGACUCCCUACCAAGAAAGACCCUACUCUACUACCACUGGCCCUGGCAGCACCUAAAAGUUCCCCCUCUCCCCAAAGUACAUCUUCUUCUCUGGAGAUGGCUCUUUCUCCUGAAGCCACCUUAGCAAAGAAAAGCCUUGUAGAGCCUGUCCCUGUGGUUAAGCCAGCCAGUGCUAUUCCCUCUCCUCUGGGUGUUAGCUCCUUAACUUCUAUAAUCAAGACAGAUCCUUAUGCAAGCACAGACCCCACUGGUCUGCCUCUCAAAAGUUCUCUCACUACCCCACCUGUAGCUACAUUUCCUUUGGGAAGUGCUGCCACCACUGAGGUGGCUCCUACAACUGCCAAAGUUACUUCCACUCCUACAACUACAGCCAGCCCUUUUCUAGAAGGAGGUAUCUCUUUAGCUCCUAAAAGCCACCCAGCCAAGAAGGGUACUUCUGCUCUUACUACUUUACCUUUGGUUCCUCCAACCUCUGAAAGUUGCCCUGUGGCUCCACCUGUGACUUUAUCCCUCCAGAAUGAUUCUGCUUCUCCAGCCACUCUGUCACUGGCCCCUGAAAUUCCCAAGUCUGACCCUUGUCCCUCUCUUCCCCCAGCUGGUGCUCCUCCUCAAGGUGCAAAGAAAGUUCAUGGUAUCUCUCAUACCUCAGCUUUGGCACCUGUGGCUUCCUCUCCUGAAGGGUGCCCAACUGAGGACCUUGGUGCUUCUGUUACUGCAUCUCCCAAAGGACCUUACUUAGCUGACUCCCCAUCUCCUUUAGGGACUAGUGUGUCUCCUCAGACUACAAGACCUCCAACCAAGGAAGGUUCAGCUACUUCUGCUACUCCCUUAACUCUUGAUCCUUCUCUUUCUAAAUGUGUACUUGCUAUCCCUGAUACUUCCGCUGGAAAUCUCUCAUCAUCUGUUUCUCCAACUGAUGAUUCCUUUCUUCCAGAGGCCAAUCUUUCUUUUCAAGUCCCUAAAGGAUCACUAGCCAAGAAGCAUUCCCCUACUCCUCCUUCCCCCAAAGCGGGGAUAGCAACCCCAUCCCCUAAAGAGACCCCCACUCCCCUAGCUAUAACUCCUUCUUCACCCAAAGGAGUCCCAGCAACUCCAUCCUGGAAAGACUCUACAGCUGCCCCACCUCCCAAGGGGGCCCCCACCCCCCCAGCUGUGGCUCCUACCUCCCCCAAAGGGGGCCCAGCAACUCCAUCCCCUAAAGAGACUCCCACUCCCCCAGCUGUGGCUCCUCCCUCCUCUAAAGAGGCCCCAGUCACCCCAUCCCCUAAAAGAGCCCCCACUUCCCCAGUUUUGCCUCCUCCGUCUGGAAAAGGGGGCCCAGCAACCCCACCCCCUGAAGAGACCCCAGCUACCCCAUCUCCCAAAGGAGCCCCUACUCCCUCAGCUCUGAUUCCUCCCUCUCCCAAAGGGGCCUCAGCAAUUCCAUCUUUCAAAGAGACCUCCACUCCCCCAGCUAUGACUACUUCCUCCCCCAAAGAAGCCCCAGGAACCCCAUCCCCUAAAAAGUCCCGGGCUACCCCACCCCCCAGAGGGGCCUCCACUCGCCCUGCUGUAACUCCUUCCUCCCCCAAAGGGGUCCCAGCAACUUCAUCUCCCAAAGAGACCCUCCCUCCCUCAACUGCAACUCCUUCUUCCCCCAAAGGGGCCCCAGCUUCUCCAUCCCCUGAAGAGGCCUUGACUCCUCCCUCCCUCACAGGGGGCCCAGCAGCUGCAGUUGGCAAAGAGCCCUCAGCUACCCUAUCUCCCAAACGGGCUCUAACAACCCCAGCCCCCAAAGAGCCCUCAGCUACCCCACCUUCCAAAGGAGCCCCAGCAACUCCGGCCCCCAAAGGGGCCUCAGCAACUCCAACCCCCAAAGGGCCCUCAGCUACCCCACCUCCCAAAGGGGCCCCAGCAACCCCAGCCCCCAAAGAGCCCUCAGCUACCCCACCUCCCAAAGGGGCCCCCGCCCCCAAAGAGCCCUCAGCUACCCUGCCUCCCGAAGGGGCCCCAGCAACCCCAGCCCCCAAAGAGCCCUCAGCUACCCCACCUCCCAAAGGGGCCUCAGCAACUCCAACCCCCAAAGAGCCCUCAGCUACCCCACCUCCCAAAGGGGCCCCAGCAACCUCAGCCCCCAAAGAGCCCUCGGAGACCCCAUGUCCCAAAGGAGCCACAGCAACUCCAGCGCCCAGAAGGGCCCCAGCAACCCCAGCCCCCCAAGAGCCCUCAGCUACCCCACCUCCCAAAGGGGCCUCAGCGACUCCAUCCUCCAAAGGGGCCCCUACUCCCUCAGCUGUGAUCCCUCCCUCCCCCAAAGAGUCCCCAACCCACAAAGGAACCUCAGCAACUUCACCCACCAAAAGAGCCCCAGCUACCCUAUCCCCCAAAGGGGGCCCCUCUCCCCCUGUUGUGAUUCCUCCUUCUCCCAAAGAGACUCCCAAUUCCCCAGUUUCAGUCACAUGUCCCUUGGAGUCCAUUGCCCCUCAGGCAUCUAAAGGGUCCCCGAAGAAGAAAGGCCCCACAGCUCUCAAAGCAGAUGUUGCCCCAGCUCCAGAAAGUGUACCAGUCAUCACAGCUCCCGCUCAGAAAGAUCCACCAGCCAAGAAGAGUUCUGCUACUUCACCUACUGUGUGCCCAGAUCCCUCAGCUAAGAAUGGUACUAAAGGACCCUUUUCUACAGUAGCUCCAGCCCCUCUGCUGACGGUCUCCACUCAGAAAGGCUCUUCUCCAAAGACUCCAAAAGCCCUCCCUAUUUCUCCCUUAAAAGGCAAAGAUUCUGUCCAUUCCCCAAAGGGCCCCUUAGCUCCUCCUCCUGAGUCUGAGACAUCCACCCCUCUAGCAGCAGCAGCCUCUGAGAAGGUCCUUCCUAAAGCUGGAUCCGCAUCUGUCUCCCCAGCACCCACUCCAUCAGUCUCUCUGCCUCUUGCACCCUCCCCAGUUCCCCCUCUGCUUCCUAAACAGCCAUUUCUGCCGUCCUCACCUGGGCUGGUGCUGGAAUCACCCCGUAAGCCCUCAGCCCCUGCUGAUGAGGAUGAGCUGCCGCCUCUGAUUCCCCCGGAACCAAUCUCGGGGGGAGUGCCUUUCCAGUCGGUCCUCGUCAACAUGCCCACCCCCAAACCUGCUGGGAUCCCUGCCCCAGCCCCCUCUGCCAAGCAGCCUGUUCUGAAGAACAACAAGGGGUCUGGAACAGAAUCUGACAGUGAUGAAUCAGUACCAGAGCUCGAGGAACAGGAUUCCACACAGGCAACCACACAACAAGCCCAGCUGGCAGCAGCAGCUGAAAUCGAUGAAGAACCAGUCAGUAAAGCAAAACAGAGCCGGAGUGAAAAGAAGGCACGGAAGGCUAUGUCAAAACUGGGUCUUAGACAGGUUACAGGAGUUACUAGAGUCACUAUCCGGAAAUCUAAGAAUAUCCUCUUUGUCAUCACAAAACCAGACGUCUACAAGAGUCCAGCUUCAGAUACCUACAUAGUUUUUGGGGAAGCCAAGAUCGAGGAUUUAUCUCAGCAAGCACAGCUAGCAGCUGCUGAGAAAUUCAAAGUUCAAGGUGAGGCUGUUUCAAACAUUCAAGAAAACACACAGACUCCAACUGUACAAGAGGAGAGUGAAGAAGAAGAGGUUGAUGAAACGGGUGUGGAAGUUAAGGACAUAGAAUUGGUCAUGUCACAAGCAAAUGUGUCAAGAGCAAAGGCAGUCCGAGCCUUGAAGAACAACAGUAAUGAUAUUGUAAAUGCUAUUAUGGAAUUAACAAUGUAACCAUCUGAAAAUGAGGACCUUUUUUGGUGUUUCAAAAGAGUAUCCGCGGCUUGGUUUGAAAUUUGUACUGUUUCUAUCAUUAAUAAAGUUAUGGCUUCUUGUUGGAUGAA